AUGCCGCACCCGUCUCCUCCUCCCGCUUCUUCUUCUCCUCUCUCUUCUCGUUCUUCUUUGCCUUGCCUCAUCGUGCCGACGGCCUCGGGUUGCACGGAGUUUGCGGUGAAGGAGGGCGUUCACGUGGGGACGCGGCAGACGAGUGCGGAUUUUUUGGCGAGCGUGGAUGUCCUUCUCUUCGACUGCGACGGCGUGUUGUGGCACGGAGACAAGCUGCUUCCCGGUGUCCGCGCGCUUCUCGACGCCUUCGCGGGCGAGCCGGGGAACGAGCAAGCAGCAGACGGCGCGGAGCGCGUGCGGAAGAAGAUAUACUUCCUGACCAACAACAGCACCAAGACGCGGAAGGGGUUUCUGAAGAAGCUCGAGGCACUCGGCGUGCGCGCAGAGGAAGACCAAGUCGUCUGCAGCGCCGUCGUCGCUGCGUGGUACCUGCAGCAGCGCCGCGCCGCGCGCGCGAAGGCCACCGAACCCGCCACUGCACGAGAGCUCGUCUACGUCAUCGGCGAGGCAGGACUCGUGGAGGAGCUACAGAACCACGGAUUCAAAACCAUCGGGGGGCCUUCAGCCUCUUCUUCGUGUCGAAGUGUCUGCGCAGGCGCGCGAGGCGGAGGCCGCGGCGCUGGGGUCUCCGCUGGAAGGGGAAGAAAUCGAAAAAGUGUCUCUGCGUGUGUUUUCAGCCGGGACGUGGGCGCCGUCGUCGUCGGUCUGGAUCGCUCUUUCAACUACUACAAGUUGCAGUACGCGCAGCUCUGCAUCAACGAAAACAAAGCCUUCUUCCUCGCGACCAAUCGCGACCCCCUCGGCAAUUUCACGCCGACGCAGGUCUGGGCGGGCGCCGGCGCGAUGGUCGCAGCCGUCGAGGCGGCGACGGCGACCAAGCCCGAAGUCGCAGGCAAGCCCUCGCGAAUCCUCCGCGAGUAUCUGCUCAGACACAUUCUAGGCGACCUGCCUCUCGAUCGUGUGUGCCUCGUGGGCGACAGACUCGACACAGACAUUCGCUUCGCGGAGCGCCUGGGCGUCCGCAGCGUCUUGACGCUGACCGGCGUGACAGAUCCCGCGCUGCUUCUGAAGAACAUCGAAAUGCGGCACGCCGCGACGCAGGCUGCAAAUGGCGCAGCUGACGGCGCGGCGGGGAAAAAGAAGCGGCGACUGACGACAGCCGCGCCAGAAGAGACCGACGAGUCGGAGCCCCCCUACGUGGUGCCCGACUUCGUCAUCGCAAGCGCGGCGCAGCUCGUGCAGUGA
Messenger RNA from Besnoitia besnoiti, 1245 nucleotides. Its product is annotated as HAD hydrolase, family IIA protein. Gene Ontology annotation, molecular function: phosphatase activity. The transcript is spliced from 4 exons. Bases 1 to 1245 code for a protein of 414 amino acids. The record is from RefSeq and is a predicted model, not a curated record. NCBI's taxonomy places the organism in Eukaryota, Apicomplexa, Conoidasida, Eucoccidiorida, Sarcocystidae.